ACUAGACCCAGAACCUUCAAGGGGAGGGAUGGUUGUCCUCACCCCUGUGCUCCCAGGGCCUGGCAAUAUGCUGUCCAUUAGUAUCCACUGAAUGCAUGACAUUUUUUUCUAAUGGGCAAAUUGAGGCUCAGGGAAGUUCCUGGCUGGCUUAAGAUUAUUGGUUCAUCAUCCCGGAGCAGGGCCUGGAACCCGGGCCCCUGACUCAGGGCUCUACAGGCACCCGCGCAACACCCCAGCCCCCGCGUGACUCACGCGCGCUCACGGCCGCCCGCAGUUGCCACUGGUCCCCUGCUCCCACCGCCCCUCCCUGCCGCAGCCUAGCGGGGCUCCCAGAGACCAGGACGGACGCAGCCAUGUCAGAGCUGGUGCCUGAGCCCAGGCCUAAGCCAGCGGUGCCCAUGAAGCCCGUGAGCAUCAACUCCAACCUGCUGGGCUACAUCGGCAUUGACACCAUCAUCGAGCAGAUGCGCAAGAAGACCAUGAAGACCGGUUUCGACUUCAACAUCAUGGUCGUCGGACACUCCUUGCGACCUCUGGAUCUCGAGUUCAUGAAACACCUCAGCAAGGUUGUGAACAUCAUCCCUGUCAUCGCUAAGGCUGACACCAUGACCCUGGAGGAGAAGUCUGAAUUUAAGCAGAGGGUUCGCAAGGAGCUUGAAGUAAAUGGCAUUGAAUUCUACCCCCAGAAGGAAUUUGAUGAGGAUUUGGAGGAUAAGACGGAGAAUGACAAAAUCAGGCAGGAGAGCAUGCCUUUUGCUGUGGUGGGAAGUGACAAGGAGUACCAAGUGAAUGGCAAAAGGGUCCUCGGCCGAAAAACUCCAUGGGGGAUCAUCGAAGUGGAAAACCUCAAUCACUGUGAGUUUGCCCUGCUUCGAGACUUUGUCAUCAGGACCCACCUCCAGGACCUCAAGGAAGUGACACACAACAUCCACUACGAGACUUACAGGGCCAAGCGGCUCAAUGACAAUGGAGGCCUCCCUCCGGGAGAAGGCCUCCUGGGCACUGUCCUUCCACCUGUGCCAGCCACCCCCUGCCCCACUGCUGAAUGAAGUCCAUUUCAAGCGCUGCUUCUCCCUCCAUUCCUCUCAGCUGUUAUUGCUUCAGGGCCAGGCCCUUUUUAGUGCUGUGCUCGUCCAGCUCACCACCACAGCCCCUCUCAGCCCUCAGUAGGUGGGAGGGGCCAGCUGCCUCUUUAGGACAGUUGCAUCUUCCAUUUAUCCAAACCACUCCUCUCCUCCCAGUGGAGUGGGGUUCUGCCAGCACUGCCCUACCACAUCAUCUGUGUCAGCCGGUCCCAGCCCAUCUGCAAGGCGAAAGAACUCAUUAAGAGUUUCUUCUGCCCUUGUAAGCCCAUCCCAGCUACUUGUAACCAUCUCUAAGGGCAAUGGCAUUGCUCCCUACCCAUUCAUCUGCAUGAGCUACUCUUGGCUUCCUUAAAAAGUCAAGAAAGCAAUUUUUCUGCUUGCUAGAUUCAUUGAGAUCAAUUGUGUGAGCCCCAACGUGGGACAAGGGUGUCUCCUUCAUCACUUAAAAGUAUUCAUGAGGGUGGGUCACUACAGAUGUUGGGGAGCAAGGGCUAGGAUCACUUUUUAAAAAAUCACCACUUGUGGCUGGCCCAGAGUGCGGUUGUACAUCCUCCUCACC
Mandrillus leucophaeus (drill) is the source of this 1644-nucleotide messenger RNA. RefSeq names its product septin 3 (gene SEPTIN3). Gene Ontology annotation, molecular function: molecular adaptor activity; GTPase activity; GTP binding. Bases 354 to 1049 code for a protein of 231 amino acids. The transcript has 9 exons. Lineage: Eukaryota; Metazoa; Chordata; Mammalia; Primates; Cercopithecidae. Gene Ontology annotation, cellular component: microtubule cytoskeleton; septin complex; cell division site. The record is from RefSeq and is a predicted model, not a curated record. Gene Ontology annotation, biological process: cytoskeleton-dependent cytokinesis.